Messenger RNA from Eruca vesicaria subsp. sativa (arugula), 756 nucleotides. Lineage: Eukaryota; Viridiplantae; Streptophyta; Magnoliopsida; Brassicales; Brassicaceae. The record is from the annotation of a GenBank genome assembly.
AUGUUCUUCUCUCUCUCCUUUAAAUUUGCUAAGAAGAUAUUUGAUAAGUAUCUUCUUGAGAUAAACAAAGAGCUUUCUUAUGUUCACUUUGAGCUGAGAGCUUGUAGAGAUCAGUAUGAUGGCCAAGUUUGUUACGGUGUGGUUAACAAUGUCUCUGAUGAUCAGUCCAAACUCGGGACUAAGUAUUCUGUUCCUCAGAUUGCAUUCUUUAAAGGCAUUAUAGAAGCAAUUGCACAGGAUGAAGCUGCCCAAGGUUGCAUAUCAGGCUUUGAUGCCCUCAAUAUCCGAUUAGAGAACCAGUUACCAAGUGAAGCCACCAGCAGCAGUCAACAACAGCAAGUCCCUCCUGCAUUCAAGAACUUUUCAAUGUCGCAAAAGGACAAAACCCUCGAAGAACUUGCGGAUUUGUGUCCAAAUGAUGGUUGUACGGUCCGGAUACACAAGUACUGCCUCAAAAACUUGUUGUCUCAAAGGGAUGAUAAAGUUUGCUCUGGUUGCGGGAAGCAAUGGCGUUUGGGUAGAGUUCCAAAAGACGAGGCUGUUGAAGCAGCAGUGAAUGAUCAUGAUGAGGAAGAGGAAACAGAUACUAAAGCCACAGCUUUAAGAUCCAAGAAAAGGAGACAUAGGAAUCAAAGAGACUCAUUAGAAAACGUUUCUUCUCAAGCUUCUUUAGCCUCGAGUAGUGGUAUCACUAGGAGAAGAGUAACUCGUAGCGCUGCACACUUGAGUUAAAGGUUUCAGAACGGAGGUUUUAGG